UCCUCCGUCGAAAAGAUUCGCGCCGUCUACGACGCGUUUCUCGCGGAGUUCCCGCUCUGUUACGGGUACUGGAAGAAGUACGCGGACGCGGAGACGCGACUCGCGGGCGGGGCGAAGACCGGAGAGGUGUACGAGCGCGGCGUCGCCGCGGUGCCGUACAGCGUCGACCUGUGGACGCACUACUGCGCGCACGCGGUGGGCGCUCGCGCGGACGCGGAUCACGUCCGAGGGCUGUUCGAACGCGGCCUCGCGUACGUCGGGACGGACUGGCUGUCGCACCCGCUGUGGGAUGCGUACGUAGACUUCGAGCAGAACAGCGGGUGCGGGUCCCCGCGGCACGUCGCGGAGGUGUACACGCGCGUCCUUCAGGUUCCGAGCCGCGAGCUCGAUCGGUAUUGGACAAAGUUUUGCGAGUACGUCGAGGGGAGGAAAGCGGACGCGCUCGCGAGCGAGGACGAGCUCGCGAGCAUCGCCGCGGAGGUGCGCGCGAGCGCGCCGCCGGCGGCGGCCGCGACCGGCGCGGGCGGCGGCGACGCCGCGACCGGGAACGGCGCGGAGGAGGCGGCCGCGGCGGCGGCGGAGGCGGCGGCGACGGCGGACCCGGGGAAGGACGCGAAGACGAUCAAGUUCCGCGAGGCGCGCCGCGCGCUGUACGAGACCGCGAGCGCGCACCGCGCGAUCCGCGAGCCGUUCGAGCUCCUCAUCAAGCGGCCGUACUUCCACGUCAAGCCGCUCGACGACGCGCAGGUUGCGAACUGGGAGCGGUACCUCUCGCACGAGGAAUCCGUCGGCGACGCCGCGAGCGUCGUGCGACUGUACGAACGGUGCCUCAUCCCGUGCGCGUCGUACCCCGCGCUGUGGCUGCGGUACGCGUCGCGGACGGAGCGCGACCAGGGCGUGGAGCCCGCGCGAGCGGUGCUGCAGCGCGCGACCAGGGUGUUCGUGAAGCGCGAGCUCGACGCGCACUUGGCGCUCGCGGCGUUUGAAGAGCGCGCCGGCGACGUCGCCGCCGCGAGGGAGGCGCACGCGCGGAUCACCGAAGAGGUCGCGCCGGGGAGCAUCCGCGCCGCGGUCGCGCACGCCAACUUCGAGAGGCGGGUGGGGCGCGCGGAGGACGCCAAGGCGGUGUACGAGCGCGCGAUGGCGGUCGAGCGCAGUAAGGAGGGCGCGGAGACGCCGACGUACGGGUGUUUAGUGAACCAGUACGCCGCGUUCGUCGCGGAGGCGCUGGGCGACCCCGCGGGCGCGCGAGACGUGUAC
Messenger RNA from Micromonas pusilla CCMP1545, 1260 nucleotides. RefSeq lists its product as uncharacterized. Gene Ontology annotation, cellular component: U1 snRNP; U2-type prespliceosome; commitment complex. The annotation marks the transcript as partial. Gene Ontology annotation, biological process: mRNA 5'-splice site recognition; RNA processing. The transcript has a single exon. Lineage: Eukaryota; Viridiplantae; Chlorophyta; Mamiellophyceae; Mamiellales; Mamiellaceae. The record is from RefSeq and is a predicted model, not a curated record. Gene Ontology annotation, molecular function: pre-mRNA 5'-splice site binding; protein binding.